AUGGGGUUUGGGAGUAAUGCAGUUCAAGCAGGGAGUUUGGAUGUGGACAAUUCAAAAGGCAGGAAGAACAAGGAAGGUGGUGGAAAGGAGAGAAAGUGGUGGUUUAGAUUUAGCCUCUUUGGGAGUUGCAUACCUUCAAGAUCAAAAGUUGAUAGCACCAUUAGUGGCACUAGUGCUCCUAAUAAUGGUGAAAAUGUCAAGUCAGUGAUAACUGAAUCAGAGCAAAACAAAUCUGCAUCUGAUAAAAUCACGAAGGAAGCAGCUCCUCCAGAGUCCUCUACAAUAACUAGUGAUGCUGAAAGUAACCCUUUGACUCCUAUACACAGUGAGGAGUUGAAGGUUGCUUCUUGCUUGAGAAAAUUCACAUUCAAUGGACUUAAGAUGGCAACUAGGAAUUUCAGACCAGAGAGUCUUCUUGGUGAGGGAGGGUUUGGUUGCGUCUUCAAGGGUUGGAUUGAAGAGAAGGGAACUGCACCUGUGAAACCAGGCACCGGGCUUACGGUUGCGGUUAAGACCCUCAACCACAAUGGACAUCAGGGUCACAAGGAGUGGCUUGCUGAGUUAAAUUAUCUUGGUGAUCUUGUCCAUCCUAAUCUUGUUAAACUGGUUGGUUUCUGUAUUGAAGAUGACCAAAGAUUACUGGUUUAUGAGUUUAUGCCCCGCGGCAGUUUGGAGAACCACCUCUUUAGAAGACCCCUGCCUCUUCCUUGGUCUAUCAGAAUGAAAAUUGCACUUGGUGCUGCAAACGGUCUUGCGUUUCUCCACGAAGAGGCUCAAAGACCCAUAAUAUAUCGUGAUUUCAAAACAUCUAAUAUACUAUUAGAUGCGGAAUACAAUGCCAAGCUUUCUGAUUUUGGACUUGCCAAAGAUGGUCCUGAGGGGGAAAAGACACAUGUAUCGACAAGAGUUAUGGGAACAUAUGGUUAUGCUGCUCCAGAGUAUGUGAUGACUGGACAUUUGACAUCAAAAAGUGAUGUCUACAGCUUUGGAGUAGUGCUACUUGAAAUGCUCACCGGCCGAAGAUCUAUUGACAAGAAAAGACCAAAUGGGGAACACAAUCUAGUCGAGUGGGCAAGACCUGUACUUGGAAACCGGCGGAUGUUCUACAGGAUAAUUGACCCCCGCCUCGAUGGCCAUUUCUCGGUUAAAGGGGCACAAAAAGCUGUCCAGCUUGCUGCUCAGUGCCUGAGCCGUGAUCCAAAAUCCAGACCCUUGAUGAGUGAAGUUGUUCAAGCUUUAAAGCCUUUGCCAAGCCUCAAGGACAUGGCUAUCUCAUCUUAUCACUUCCAGAUUGCGCGAGUAGAUCGAACCAUGUCCAUGCCUAAUCAUAAAAAUGUCAUUAGAACACAGCUAGUAUCGGUGCCAAGGAAGGCUCAACCUGUAAGGACAUUGUCUAGUCCAAAUGUUCCACAUGGUUCUCCUCAUAUUCAAUAUACCAAGUCUCCAAAUCCUAUGGGUAAGAAUCACACUACACCAUCUUUAGUUCGAUGA
Sphenostylis stenocarpa is the source of this 1491-nucleotide messenger RNA. The record is from the annotation of a GenBank genome assembly. Lineage: Eukaryota; Viridiplantae; Streptophyta; Magnoliopsida; Fabales; Fabaceae.